CCCACCCUGUAUACCUCGGCUCGUGAUUCAGCAGCGUAGCCGGGCCAAGCCCGAAUCAGAUAACCUUCGCAUCUCAUCUGAUUCACGCGAGAGAGUCCGUGACGGUCACUCGAGCGGGGGGCUAAAAGGGGGGCAGACGGGGACAUCGGCACUUUGUGAGAUAGCCACCCGCGGACGGGGCGGGGCUUUCCCACAGUCGCGAGCGUGACGCGAUCGGCACGUGUGAUCGGGGCCGCGAGCCAGACACGAGAUUGCUCUCGACGGGCCCCCUGCGCGCCCCCCCGCGCGUACGUCACUGGACCGCGCACUGACCACCUGUGGGACGGGGAACUAUGGAUGUUGCAACAGGGUCCUGGAACUGCUCUAAUUCCAUUAUUUUUUUACGCAACCGCCAACCUCGUCAAUGCAACAUUUUACAACCCACAAUAAAGACAUCCAUUUUAAAUUGGGGUGAUUUUAGAAACAGAGACAAAAAGAAUUUGAAGGAUCAGAUAUUGACUACGAACGUUUGGCUGGAACACGAAUGGCAAGAUCAUAAGUUUAUAUGGGAUCCCCAGGAGUAUGGUGGUGUCACAGAGCUCUACGUGCCAUCUGAACACAUAUGGCUGCCAGAUAUUGUUCUUUAUAACAAUGCAGAUGGAGAGUAUGUGGUUACCACCAUGACCAAAGCUGUUCUGAGUCAUACUGGUAAAGUUUUAUGGACACCUCCAGCUAUUUUCAAGUCAUCCUGCGAAAUAGACGUGAGAUAUUUCCCGUUUGACCAACAAACAUGUUUCAUGAAGUUUGGAUCUUGGACAUACGAUGGAAACCAGAUAGACCUGAAACACAUAAAUCAAAAGGUGGGAGAGAACAAAGUAGAAGUUGGCAUAGAUCUCAGGGAAUACUAUCCCAGUGUAGAGUGGGAUAUACUGGGUGUUCCAGCAGAAAGACAUGAGAAAUAUUAUCCUUGCUGCGCGGAACCAUAUCCAGAUAUUUUCUUCAACAUCACGCUAAGAAGAAAAACGUUGUUCUACACCGUCAACCUGAUAGUUCCAUGUGUGGGCAUCUCCUACUUAUCAGUAUUAGUAUUUUACCUGCCAGCAGAUUCCGGCGAAAAAAUAGCGUUAUGUAUCAACAUCCUCCUAUCGCAAACCAUGUUUUUCCUCCUCAUCUCCGAAAUCAUACCUUCUACAUCCCUUGCCCUACCGUUACUGGGCAAAUACAUCCUCUUCACCAUGGUGCUGGUGGCCCUUUCAGUAGUGAUCACCAUCAUAAUCCUGAACGUUCACUACAGAAAACCGAGCACUCACAAAAUGGCACCUUGGGUGCGGAAUUUUUUCAUAAAGAGUGUGCCCAAGUUGUUGUUGAUGAGGGUACCGAAGGACCUUUUGACUGAACUCGCUGCCAAUAAAAUACCAAACAGCAGGCUCAUGAUGCAAAGGAACGAGCUUGGGUCCAUGGAUUCGAGCGGUUCGUCGAGCUCUUCCUCGUCUAGUUCAUCGAGGCAUAGAGUUGGAGGAUGCAAUGGGCUUCAUUCUUCAACUACAAGGAACAGACUAAGGGGUUUUGCAGGCGCUCUUGGGGGUCGUUUGGGAUACAACGGUCUUCCAUCAGUGUUCUCUGGACUAGAUGAAAGUGACUCAAGUACAAGAAAGAAAUAUCCUUUUGAACUUGAGAAAGCAAUACAUAAUGUUAUGUUUAUUCAACACCACAUUCAGAGACAAGAUCAAUUCAAUGCAGAAGAUCAAGAUUGGGGUUUUGUUGCUAUGGUGCUAGAUCGUCUCUUCCUCUGGUUGUUCAUAAUAGCAUCCCUUGUUGGGACCUUUGCUAUCCUCUGUGAAGCUCCAGCACUCUAUGACGAUACAAAAGCCAUAGACCUGGAGUUAUCAUCUGUAGCCCAACAGCAAUUUCUGCCAGAUUUAGAAUUUUAGAACUGGAAUGUUAUUAACUGCAAUAACACCUUUCCCCGUUGUUGAUAUUGAAUAAGAUACAUUGACAUUUAUGAAUGAAUUUAUUAUUAAAUUUACAAAACUAUCCAAA
Messenger RNA from Coccinella septempunctata (seven-spotted ladybird), 2019 nucleotides. RefSeq names its product acetylcholine receptor subunit alpha-like 2 (gene nAChRalpha2). The transcript is spliced from 9 exons. NCBI's taxonomy places the organism in Eukaryota, Metazoa, Arthropoda, Insecta, Coleoptera, Coccinellidae. Gene Ontology annotation, molecular function: transmembrane signaling receptor activity; acetylcholine-gated monoatomic cation-selective channel activity. Gene Ontology annotation, biological process: monoatomic ion transmembrane transport; signal transduction; chemical synaptic transmission. Bases 333 to 1910 code for a protein of 525 amino acids. Gene Ontology annotation, cellular component: synapse; neuron projection; postsynaptic membrane. The record is from RefSeq and is a predicted model, not a curated record.